GGAAAAAUUCUACGGUCGACCCGUGAUCGUGGCAGAUCGUGAGUUAGUGGAAACAGGAGCUGACGAGAUCCUGAGAGAUGCAGAAACAUCAGACAUCGGUUUCCUGGUGAUUGGAGAUCCUUUCGGUGCAACAACGCAUACAGAUCUGGUCCUGAGAGCGAGAGAAAAAAAUAUUCCAGUCCAAAUAGUUCACAAUGCCUCGAUAAUUAAUGCCAUUGGCUGCUGUGGACUCCAGCUCUAUUCAUUCGGUGAGACAAUAUCAAUUCCUUACUGGACCAAUACUUGGCAGCCAGAUAGCUUUUACGAGAGAAUAGCCGGAAACAGAAGUCGUGAUCUUCACACAUUGUGUUUGCUGGACAUCAAGGUCAAGGAACCAACACCCGAGAGCUUGAUGAAGAGGAAAAAGGAGUACAUGGAUCCCAAAUUCAUGAGCGUCAGGGAGGCAUCUGAUCAGCUGAUUCAAGUCUUGGAUAAAAGAAAACAAGAGGGAAAAGAAUUAGCAUUCACUGAGGAUUCCCUGGUGGUUGGUCUCUCCAGGGUGGGCUCUCCAGACCAACGAAUAAUCGUCUGUCCCCUCUCGGAGAUGCGUUCAACGGACCUGGGGGCACCUCUCCACUGUCUGGUGAUCCCUGGGGUUCACCUGCAUCCCCUGGAGGCUGAAUACCUGGUGCAAUUUUCCUCCAACCCCGAGGAGUUCUCCAAAUCACUGAAUCUUUGAUGAUGUUUCAGAAAAUAAAAAGAAAAGGCGGAAAUUUAUUGUUGGGAGUUAUUGUCCUUCCAGUUCCUGUUUGUCCUAUGUAAAUUCAGGUGAAUGAAGUCGAGGGGUGGGGAGCUGGGCAUGUGGGCUGGUUGUUGUACUGCCAGGUGGCCAUGGAGAAUUUUCAAUCGAUCGACGAGGAAUCGAGCGCCUUGGUGGCAUCGAAGGUGAAAUUCAACGUUGGCCUCUGGAGACAGACCAGUUGUGCUUGGGAAUGCUACACCUACGUAACUCUCGUGCCUGUCACCGACCAUCACCGGUUUUUAUUCCUCUUCAGGGUAUCCAAGUACUUUAUUUUUCUCUUAUACAUUUGGAAUUCUUCUUUUUAUUUGUCGUUCCUCCCCAAAAAUUCGUGUCCGCGGACUUUAUCUUUUUUCCGGUG
Messenger RNA from Fopius arisanus, 1139 nucleotides. RefSeq names its product diphthine methyl ester synthase (gene Dph5). NCBI's taxonomy places the organism in Eukaryota, Metazoa, Arthropoda, Insecta, Hymenoptera, Braconidae. The record is from RefSeq and is a predicted model, not a curated record. Gene Ontology annotation, molecular function: diphthine synthase activity. Gene Ontology annotation, biological process: protein histidyl modification to diphthamide.